Molecule: messenger RNA, 25728 nt
Organism: Paramuricea clavata
Lineage: Eukaryota; Metazoa; Cnidaria; Anthozoa; Malacalcyonacea; Plexauridae
Source: the annotation of a GenBank genome assembly
AUGCAACCUUUGGUGGAAAAAUCUGGUCGUGUUAUUCAUCUGAAUUUCGUAAGUGGCUGCGCAAUAGCCAUGCUUAUACUUGGUUUCCUCUAAAUAAUUUUACCCUGCUCCUGUUAACUUUUUUUUUUAUCACGCAUGCAUGGCUCAGACACGAAAAGUUAUACCUCCUCCUCCUCCUUAUAAAAUUUCUAUAUAACAUUUCUAAAUUAUGCAUGGUCAAUUGCACUUACCAUCAGAUAUUACGCUUAUUAAUUACUUACUUAGCCUAGACUGUUAUACCUUUACAACAAUUGUGAUAUUACUUUCUUAACUAUGUAUAUCCUAACCCACCCUAUCAACUUUCCCUGUGGGAGGAAACUGGAGCACUCGGAAAAAAACCCACGGACUUUCAGCAGAGCGCCGGACUGACUCUUUUUGCGUGAGUGCAUGCGUAGCGGGAAACGAACCCAUGAACUCCGAGGUGAAAGGUGCUUGCUCUGAUGCCGCAGCUUUCGUAUAGAUAUAUUGAUAAUUUAUCUUUUAUGUUUUCAAAAACAUCUCGUAAUAAUCUGACAUAAUUUCGAUCCGCAAGUUCGGAAAACUAAGAUUAAUAUGAUUAAUAUCAUUGGGGCAACUGAUGUUGAUAAUCAAGGUCUGAACCGAACAACAAACACAGAAAGCAACUAGUUUUUCAUUUUCAAAUUGUGUGCGAGCUUAUUAAGAAAUUGGCCAAUUAAGGCCUCUUCGCCCGGAUCAUUCUCACAUAUUUUUCUUGCAUGUAUACGUAUAUCACAAAAACAUAGAACUUCAAUCAAUAGAACGUCGCGCUAUAAGAACGUUCGUUCAUUUACCUUGCAUUAUAUAGAAAAAUAAAUUAAUAGUUCUUUGAAUACAAUUGUAAAAAUAUUUUCAUUUUUCAUGAAGUGAAAGAUAGAAAUUUCAACUCCACGAGCUAAGAUACGAUAACAGAGUUUCGACUAACUAAUUAAAUUCAAUGAACACCAAAAGGUACAAUAGGAAAUACGUAUAUAUAGUACAAGACUCUACGACUAAACCGUGUUCAUGUGUAUCACGUGAUCAUAAAUAUGUCUUUAGAUAUUUUAAAUAUGUCUUGUUCCUCUUUACUUUUAGCCGUGCGACGCGACAAGAGCAAGUGCCUCGAAUUUUGGUGACGUAUUGAGCAAGCCAUUCAAAAUAGAUGAAGCUGUAGUGAAAAAGAUAGAAAUCUCCAAAGAAUUUGAGGUAACAACGUGAUAAUCAUAUUCAUGCUAACACUACUUACUCUACUUUCAUGAACAUAUCAUCAUACUGUACUAUCGAACAAUAGGUUCUAUUGGGAUACAAAAUAAUGUUAACCACUCUUCGAUAACCAGUCUCAUUGCCUUAGCUGGAAUUUACUUUUGUUCAUAGCAACUCAAUGGCAAUAAGAAUAUUCUCCCUUUUGCUGUCCGUUAUAUGUAUUCUGGCCUAUGCAAUCAGGGAUGUUGGAAGUUGCUAAGGGCAACGGGUGCGAUUUGUUAUCAAAAGGGCAUAUUUUUAACAAAAGGACACAAACUAAAAUCAACCAACUUAUAGACAAGCAAAUCAAUGCGGACACAGGGAAUUUACGUGUGUAAUCUGUUCGUGUUAAAGGUUAAAUCUUGUGCACCCGCAUUCCAGCCUGAAAGUUGUGAAUACCAAAAAAAAAGGGUACGUACACUUACACCCGCUGCACCCGUUGUUCCGGCAUGCCUGUCUGAAAGGAUGGCGGUUUAAAUAUACAACGGAUUACAAAAAGCAUUCUCGGAUGUGUUGAUCUCAUGCAUUCGCCCAUAAAAUGGCCGCCAGUGUGAAUUUGGGGCCGCACUACCAUGGAGUGAGAGUUAUCCUUAAUGUUAAACGCAAUGACAGUUGAACAUUUUAUGUAUCACAAUAACAAUACUAUAAUUGUUCCAAAUGUUUAGGAACGAACUUUCCCUAAAUCUCAUGUUAAUAGUAUAUUUUGUGUUCAAUAUAUAGACCACAGUAAGACUUUUUUAAAUGUUUAUUUCGUUAACAAACGACUUUUUAGAGAUUUACUCCAUUUUCUAUUGAACAUUACCCCUUCGACAAAUACUGCAAAACACCAGACACAAAAUUUCAACAUCUAGAAUCAUCCCUGCAACACUUGAAAUACGAAGUAAAGAAAGUAAUCAAUAAACACAAGUCACGUUCUGUUCCUACCAACCUCACCAGAAACCAAAGAGAAACCCUGUCCGAAUUGACCACACUUAAGAAAGUCCGAGAAGUUAGAAUAUCGGUGAGCGAUAAAGGUGGCGAAUUCGUGGUAAUGAACAGUAAUCUAGAUAACACAUUAAUGGAGAAACACCUUGGAAAUGAAUCACUUUACCGACCAUGCCAUGAUUUAACGAAGAAAGCUGAAGAGGAGAUCAACGAAGUUUGGGGCUACGUUACAAAAAAGAAUCGUGUUAACGAAAGAUCCAUUGGAAGAUUAAAAACGACCCACAGUGUUUGUCCUGUUAUCUAUCUACAUACUAACCAAAACUCAUAAAUUCCAGAACAAUAUACCGAGUUCUAACCCUGAUGACAUCAAAGUACGACCAAUAAUCUCUGGUUGUGGUGGUCCUGCCAAUAAAGUCUCCUGGCUCAUACAAAUGAUAUGCAACCCUCUCCUGCAGUUCAUGAAAGCACAUCUUAGAAGCACUCAACACCUAUUGAAUAACCUACGGAGCAUUGAGAAUGGAGAGCUGAAGAACAAGCUCCUGUUCAGCUUAGAUGAGGUUUCCUUGUAUCCAAGGGUAGAUAACGACGCAGCAAUUGAUACCUUACGUUUAUAUCUAAAGAAAGAAACGAACAACAUCCCACUUUAUCAAUUUUCGGUAUCUGACAUCAUUCUACUCACCAAAGCUAUUUUCGAAAAGAACUGCCUCUCUUGGAAACGAUCUUAUUAUCAACAACGUCGAGGUCUGGCUAUGGGAAACCGGUUAGCCCCAAUAUUCGCUAUACUCUUCAUGGACAGAAUAGAAAACCUAGCAAUCUAUUCCGACCAAGCUCUGUCCCUUCCCUUGUAUUAUCGAUAUAUUGAUGAUUGUAUUACACCUGCUAGCGGUCCAGAUGUAGCUGUAAAGAUCCAAGACAAGCUUAACUCACAACACCCAUCAAUACGAUUCGAAAUCGAGUUACCAGGCGAAGAUGGAUUCCUCCCAUUCCUCAACACAAAAGUCAAGGUAAAUGAAUCUGGAACAGUGGAGACGGGAUGGCAUACAAAAUCGGCAAACAAAGGAAUAAUGUUGAAUGCAAAAUCACAGCACCCAGAACAAAUCAAACGGGUUGCUAUCGGUAAUACCAUCAAGACAUAUACUUCCAUAUGUUCAACCGACGCCUUGUUUAAAGAAGCUGAACCGAAAUUUGAAAGAAGAGCGAGACGAAACGGCUAUAGCAACAACUAUAUAAAAAAGUCCACACAACAAAACGAAAACUGCCAAAAUCGAAAGUCGAACCUCUUCCCACAUUCACAAUUCCAUUCAUUUCCUGAAGCUUUACCACCGACAUCCAAAGAGCGGUCCAGAGUUCAAACCUCAAUGUCAGAAUAGUUGAAAGACCACGAAGCUGAUUUAAACAACUCCUCGUUGAAUCGCGACCUUACGAUAAAGUAUGCACAGACACCUCUAAAUGCCCAAUCUGCAGCAACUCAAAUGCUCCCGUUCGGUGUACACAGAAAGAUGUCUUGUAUCAAAUCAACUGUGACCUUUUCGAUACCAAGAACAUUUUCGUUCCGCAGCAAACCCGAAAGCAAAGUCUUAUAAAAACAUGGCUUUCUCGAAACACUAUCUCGACCAACAUUACGGACAAAAACCUAAACUGUCUGUUAAGAUUUUAAAACGAACAAAAGGAUCUGUAGAACGGAAAAUUACCGACGCAUUAUUCAUCCAAAAGCUCAAUCCAGACUUGAAUGGAAUAUACGAACUGUUAAAUGCCUUAGAUUUGGUAGUUUAAACAUUAAAGACACGCGCACGUAAUUUAUAUGCUUACGCAAUUUCGCACGCGCGAAUAACGGUCGCAAUUUAACGUUUUUGCAUGCGCAUGUUAGUUUAAAUUCAAAUUGUAAUCCUAACCAUAGAGAUUAUAAAUAACACUAGAGGAGGCAUUGUAAUCUUAAUUCAGUAAAAAAAAGGGAACGCGACUAUUGGGGGCAAAUUCAAGUCCCGGAUGUGUAUUCGUGUUCCCAUCCAGGUGAUCUCGUGUUCGUAUUUUAGCCAAUCAGCGCUCAGAAAGGGUUGUCCGAAUAGAAAUCCAUUUUGAUGUAUUCAGUCAAUUAUAUCUUUCGUUAUUCUUUAUGAAACUAGUUGAAAUUUUGUAAUUAUGUUUGGUUAUGAGAACUAUAGCUCUGACAAAGAAAUGGAAUCGAAAUAAAGUAUAUUACAGGAGAUAUUCAGUUGUUUUAAUCAUAAAAUGGAUUUCUACUUGACAACUAGUGCCAAUACUUUUCCGCGUAUCAAGAUCAUCUGGAUUGGUGACGAGUUUCAAAUCAGCCAAUGAGAGCACGAUUUUAUAUCUGUGAUUUAAAUUUGCCCCCAAUUAGCUGUGUUCCCAAUUUUUAAACUCGAUGCCUCCUCUAGUGUUAUUUAUAAUCUCUAUGAUCCUAACUACCUGAAGAUGGAGUAAAUCUCCGAAAUAUCGUUUGCUAAUGAAACAAGCAUUUAAAAAAGUCUUACUGUGGUCUAUAUAUUGAACACAAAAAAUACUAUAAUUACUAGGGCAAUGCCGAAAGAACCGAUCAGGUUGAUGAUGGAUCUCUGUACAAGAAAACAGAUGACCUAGCUGUAUCACCAACUUCUUGUACCCCCACGAUAACUUCUUUUCAAGAAAUCAAGCGUUCAGAUGAUGCAUUCUGGGAGUUUCCUAGAGAUAGAAUUGUAUUUCUCAGAAACAUUGGUGAAGAAACAUUCGGUUCCGUAAACAAGGCAAAGAUUUUACCCCUACAUUCCAUGAAUCUUAUGAACGGUGGAAUUGUAGCAAUUAAGACACUUAAAGGUACACUAAUAGUAUUCGUAAAACUAGAAAUACAUGCAUGCAGCAACCCCUCGCAUCUAUUUUCAAACAUUGAUUUAACAUGAAGUAUGAUUAUUGCUUUUAACUAUAUAACAAUGAAUUUCCGAAAGAUAUACUGUAGGUAUGUUGUUCUGCAUUUUGUGAGCUUUGAUUUAAUGGAAAAUGUAACCUGAAUUGCUUCGUAAAAUGUUUUGAAAUGUUCAUUUUAGUAUUAAACUAUAAACUGCUUUUUCCGAUAAACAGUUUUUACUUUAUAAAGCAAAAUAAGUUCAAAUUUUUGAGUAGUUUCAAUUCAGUUUGUUUUCAAAUUAAUUUGCUCUCCUUUCUUAAAUUACACAGGGUAAUUUGGCAAACUUUAAUACAGCUUCAUUGAAUGCAGUGCAUGUUUUGCGCAAUAAAUUAAAGCAACAAAAUUCAUAAACAUUAAACAUUCAAAGCAAACUUGCUCUAUAUUCCACGAUUUUCCACAGCAAAUCAAUUCUUCUCAUCAUUUCUUCAAACAAAAAUUGCUUCAAAGCUUAUUGUGUGAAACGUGAUUUUCCAAAUAUAUGCUUUUGAAAAUUGAAAUCUUGUUUAUCCCACUCCUGGCAAAUAUCUAUAUUUUUGAGAUCAGUGAGGAUGACGACCAACCACGGUUGGUGACCCACGCCCGCGAUCAUUGACGAACUUUGGACUUCACUAAUGCUUCCCAUCCCCCCGGUGUAGAUAUCCGGGCGGAAUUAGUACCCUCGCCGUUAAGGUUGAUUUUUGUUAAAUUUUUAAUUAUCAUGAAGAUUUUCGAACUAUUUAGAAUUCUAGUACACCUUUCAAUGUUUGUUCUAGCACACAAAGGAACACAUAAAUUAUUUUACGAAACAAAAUUUUGUUUCUAUGUGUUUUUAUUUAGAGAACAGUACAUUAAAGGACCGUAACGAUUUUCUAAAUGAAUUAAAGUUGAUGAAGAAACUGGAGCCACACCCUCAUGUUGCACAACUUCUGGGUUGUUGUACAGUUACAGGUAUUGUACAAGAGCUAAAGGGGCUCGUUUAUUUCGGUCGUGCCUGAUUUUGGAAUGACUUACGUCUAUUCCAGUUCAAUGCGUCUGCAUGCAGACGCUUUUAAUUGUCGUAACAGUAAGAAUAUUUAGAGGGACACGAUCCUUUUCAGUAUGAGUCUUGGAAUAACAAUAAACAUUAAGUAAAAUGGAUCGGUAAACGAGUAAAUACGACUACCACAUAGGUAAUUCUGGCACCGCAGUUUUUGUUCGAAAUCUAGACAAUAUUUCUCCCAUGCCAACUCUUAUAGGAAAUUAUGCUUCUUCAAAUUACAAAAUUUGAAAUUUGUUGUUUUGGAGCUAAACUUUUGCUUUCCUCCAGCUCAAUUUUACCUUUCGUUACGUAUUUUGAAUGCGCAAUGAGCUUCGAUCUGUAUAUGACACCGCAGAUCGAAAUUUCAAUGGUGGGUUAUGUAUAUUUGUGUGAAAUAAAAAGUACGUAAACAAACCACGCUCAUGAGCAGAGUGGACUUGAUUGCAAUGAUCAACGUGCUCCCGUAAAUACAGUACUAAAACGUGUUUAAUGCGACACAAAUAUCUUAAACUUAUGAUUUAGAACCAUAUCUCUUGAUAUUGGAGUAUUUAGUCGGUGGAGAUCUGUUGGGUUAUCUGAGGAAAUCUCGCGGAUGUGAAGAUUCCUAUAACACUGGAGAGUAUGCUCCAACAUCAAGAUUGAGUGAGAAAAAUUUACUAUCGUUCGCCUGGAUGAUAGCUGAUGGUAUGGCUUACCUCGCCGAAAAUGAGGUAUUCCAAUUAGCGUUGCCAUGAUGGCAAAAAAAUUUUCGGGUUGAUAACAAAGGUUAACUACACAGAAUUUUCGUAAGAUCUUUAUUGGCAGUAACUCUAUAACACAGAAUUUCCAUCAGGAAUUUGUCGAUGGGGGUAUCAUGACACGAAACUAUAUUGGAUGUUGUGAACAAGAAAUGUGUAACGUUCAGGCCCUUUUAUAGUGAAUUGGGGACCCACUCCCCGAAGAUGUUUGGAUUGUUAAGUCUCCAAAGCUUGAUUUUCUGCAAAUAUAUCUUUGAUAUAUUUCUUACGGAAGACAAAGUUUGAAAAUAGGAAUAUUAAAGCAUUCUUCUUAACGAAGUUGAUCUUCUUUUUGCUGCAUUAGACAGAAAGGACCUGCACCAGGUGGCCAUGGACAUAGUUUCCUGGAGAGGCCAACAUAUAGGACUGCGGUGUCUUAUCACUCCCACCCCACCUCCACGCUAUAAUACUGUAUCUUUAAAAAGGCCCUUAAUUGGCAUGACGUGUUGUUUGUUCGUUGUACAAGAGCUAUUAAAAAAUUUACUCUUGCAAGGAAUUAAUUGUAGUAUAACAUUGGAAUUAAAUGUAAUAUAUAUAAAUAUAUAUAAAUAUAUAUAGCUUAAGAUUUUGGUUUACGAAACACAAACAGUGCUCAAAACCAUAUAGAUAGAGCGUAAUAUAGCACCUGAUGAUUCCUAUACGGAUGAAACAGACUGUUGUGGUUUUUUGAGGAAAAACUAUAUAUAUUAUAUAUAUAUAUAUAUAUAUAUAUAUAUAUAUAUAUAUAUAUAUAUAUUAGUCUGGCAAUGUUGUAUGUGAAUGUUGUGGUUUCCCACGUUUACGAUUCCACAUAGCUGGCUUUACGCAUUGAAGGACUAACCUCCGAAAUGCAACUAACAUCAUAACUUAACAAGUCGUUCUUAGCUUGACCUUGUAGCUCAGACGGAAGAGUAUCGUUCUAGAAAUGCGAAGGUCGCAGGAUCGAAUCCCAGCCGCGGUCAAGUAGAAUUUUCUGCUUGCCCGGUUUGGUAUACAGUCGUCUGAAAACAACUCAAAAAACCACUAUAUAUAUAUAUAUAUAUAUAUAUAUAUAUAUAUAUAUAUAUAUAUAUAUAUAUAUAUAUAUAUAUAUAUAUAUAUAUAUAUAUAUAUAUAUAUAUAUAUAUAUAUAGUUUUUCCUCAAAAAACCACAACAGUCUGUUUCAUCGGUAUAGGAAUCAUCAGGUGGUAGACUACAGACCUUUUCGUGUAUAUAUAUAUAUAUAUUAGUUAUAAACCAACUUUCGAGGUUUAUAACUAGCUUAUAUCACAUUAUUUUGUGGAGGUUUUCUAACAUAUUUUGUCAUUAUCAAAAAAAUUUUAUGAAAAAUUCUCGCGUUUUGUCGAAAAGUUUGAUGUAAUUAUUUAUUCAAGGUAUAUUAGCUAGUUAUAAACCUCGGACGAUCAAAGAAAACCGACACAAAUGUGAUAUAAGUCAUGUAAUAUUACGUGAGAUACGAACGUUUGAAUGUGGCGCACGAUUUAAAAAUGAGUAAAAAAAUGAGAAACAUGGCUGAUCAAAUUUAUAUGAAAACAAAUUGCCAUUUUAAUUCUACAAAAAUUAACAAUUUCAAUUUUAGCAUUUCAACUCAACUUUACUGAUUUUGGGUAAUGUCCUAUAGUAUAAGUUAACCUUUCGUGUUUCUUGGGAAGCGAAAUAUCAACAUUUAAAAACGGUCGAAAGCAUAUUUGACGUCCUUUGGGAGUUCGUAUUAUAAAGUUUUCGUCGUUCGCCUUUCGAAUAUGCCUCGAUUAACAAAAGAUCAAAGAGUUUGGGUUUUAUGGCUUCCCGUGCAAGACAUUGUAUACGUGUAAGAGGAGUCGACAAACUUUCUAUGAUGAAUGAAUAAAUGUUUAUCCAACAAUUAUGUUUUCCAUUCGUUCUUUUGGCCACAAUAAAACUAUAUAAUCAAGUUUAAUUUAACCAAAUUAUAUUUGAUAGGCAAGUAUAUGCAAAUUUUUAACAUUGUCAAAUAUACUUAUUCGAUUUAAAACAUCGAUAGCUCAGUAAAUAUUUGCACGGAUAUUCCAAUGUUAUAUAUCAAAAUCAAGUUAGCCGUUUCUGAAUACAAUAUAACUUAUUUGAGUACAAUAGUUUUUAUCGUUUUUACGUUACAUUAAAUCAAACAGCGCAAGUUUUUUUUGGGACACCCGGAAUAUAUAUAUAUAGUAAUUCACGCGCGUUUGGCGAGAACAUUUGCGUAAUAAUUAUAUGUAUAGAUAUUACGAUUAUUUCAUGGCACAGCAAAGAAAGUCACUUUAAAAUGUACGAUAAUUUAGACAUAUUUAUAGUAACAACAUAAGGCUAUCAUCACCAACAUUAUACAACAUCACAAUCUCUUUUAACAGCUAUAUGCCCUAAGCUUUUUCAAUAAUAUCAAAGUAUUCUACUUAGUGCAUGAGAUAUAUAUUUUGGUAACCGGACGUAGUGUGCUAAUGGCUGCAUGCAUUCCCCGAGCUUGUUUAUAAGAUCAAUUAAAUUUACUAGAUAGUCCACCGCGACCUGGCAGCGAGAAAUGUGCUUGUUGGUGACGAAAAUAUUUGCAAAAUCUGUGAUUUUGGUAUGGCCAGAGCCGAAGGGAAAUAUGAGAGAAAAUCUCAGGUUUGUUAUAUAACAAUUGACAUAAAAUCAGUAUGUGUCUUAUUCGUGAAAAAAUACCUCUCUAACAUAGGCGUACCGGGCGGGGGGGGGGGACGGUAGCCCCCCAGUUUGUUGGGCAGUCGGGCAAUAUUCAAUCAACAGUCGGGCAAUUUUGUUGGGGUUUUUUUUAAAAAAUGGGACAAAUUCUGUCUAUUUAGUCGGAAAUUCAGUCAAUUUUGUGGUCAAUUUUGUGUUGUUUGGAAAAUUUGUGUGAUGUUUGGAAAAAUUUAGGUGUGUCCGGAAAUUUUUUUUUGACAAAAUUCUUACCGCCCCCUAAUUUUUUUCUUCCGGUACGCCCAUGCUCUCUAAUGUCAAUCAGGCAAUCUUUAUGCCAGGGUUUUAAAAAGUAUAGUACCAAAGUUAUCAUCAGCAGAAGCCCAACCCCAAGAAAAUAUAUUUGAGAGGACAUUUGAACUUAAACUGAUAACGCGCGUCUUACCUAGGCACGUCUUCCAGUCAAAUGGAUGGCUCCUGAAGAUUUAUUUCACGAAACCUGUACAAGCAUGAGUGACGUGUAAGUAAAUACAUUUACAUUUAAUUAAACUAAUUAAAAUUUUUUCAAAGAUUUUUAUUUAUAGCGCAACUGUUAUUGUUAAAUAUUCGAAAAGCGGGAGCCAUGUUCUUUUAAUAUUUUAACUACAGUAAUAUUGAAAAAGAAAAAGCUGACCUUGAUAUAUUAAACGACAAACGUCUAACAGAGCUACAAUAACGUCUGAGGAACACUUGCAUAAAAAGUCAAGAUUUGGGGGCAUCUCGCUCGAUAGAACUGAUUGAAUGUACACUAGAUAGGAUUUUUCUAAUGGAACUUUUGAACGUAAACUUGUAUACAACUCAUAAUUACAUGCAUGCUGAACCAGGACAUGAGGACCUAUAUAAAAUUGCAUUUUUCCGCCGCUGCUUCCGGUUAGGUCUAAAAAUUGUAUAUAAAUUUCCAUUUGGAAAUUUGUUCUACAAAAGUCCAAUCUACAUUCAGUUCCAUCAAAGCGAAAAUCUUCAAUAUUUACCCAUUUACCUAACUGGCACGCAUAUACAAGAACUUGUGGUUAAUCAACGGCGACUACCCUUUCUGAAAUCAACCUUGUUGAUUCAGAGCAGUCGAUGAAUUAAUAAUAAAAGCAGUUUAAAAGUACUAACGCUUUUGCAAUCUGAAAACCACAGGAUUCAAUCGCCCUUAAAUAUUUUGAGAUUAGUGCCAUUUUUUAGAUACUUCACAAUUUUUUUCAAGUGGUACUUUUACAUGACUUUUUCAGGCUUUGCGCUUAGCUAUAUAAACGGUGUUACCAUCUCUGAUAUGACGUAAUGGUUUUAUUUAUCAGCCUGUAUAUCAGGGUAAACAUUUUUUACUUUGCACAGGUGGUCUUAUGGAAUUGUACUUUGGGAGAUAUUUACCAUAGGUAGGAAGAUAACAAAAUUAUUGAUACGUUUUGCUUAUAACUACAUGGUGUAGAAUUUCAUACUUCCUCCCUUAAAAAUGUAAAUGAAAAUCACUUCUUUUUGUAUAAAUAACGCAGGGGAUUCUCCAUAUCCUGGUCACAAGGGAAAAGAAGUUGUCAAUUUACUUGAAACUGGCUAUAGAAUGCCCAAGCCGGAGCACUUGUCCAAUAACGUGUAAGUUCUCAUAAAUGUUCUAAAAAUUAAUGUUCAUUUGGUCGUUUUAAUUGACUGUUGUUGUUUUUUAUUCCGAUUGCUGUUUUCGUUGUUGUUCUAUUGGCAUGUUGUAAAAGACGGACUGGAUCGGACUGGACUGGACUGGACCGGGAAAACGCGGACUGAGUCCGUGUUUUACAAAUCGCGGACUGAAAUUGUAGAACACGGACUGGACUGGACCGAGAAAACGCGGGCUGUUUUUACCGAGAAAGUUCAAUGUUUGUGAUGAUCAUGAUCAUUUGGUGGUUUCAAAGAUUGGAUCCGGUUGUUCAACAGAUUAAAAUCAAAUCAAAACCCGUCAAGUGCUCUUGACAAACAUCGAAGAUUCUCACGCGAAUAGGCAAUGUUUUUUAUGAACGACCGUUCAUCCUGCAAGCGACGGGAAUUGCACUCAAUCGUGAGAGUUUUGGCGGGAAUUUGUAAUCGAAUAUACCUUUUAAAUUGUGUUAUUAAACGGUGAAACUCUCGCAGGCCAUCAAAACAUCAAAGGUAGUGUUGUGCAUAUAAAUUAACAAUAAAUUUAAAUUCCUUAACUUUUAGUGUUGUCGUACGGGGAAGUUUCCAAGAAUCGUUAUUCGAUUAUAGUAUACAUUUCAUAUUUCUCGCAAAUUUGUAGUAACCAUUUUACAGGGUUUGUUUUAAGAAAAAAUUAGAACUGCGCACAUAGGGAUGUUACGAAGGCAACGGGUGUUUGACUGGGGGGGUCAUAGGAUUUUUUACCUGCAUAUAGGUGACAGCAUAAUGGUGUGGUUGGGUGGGAGAAUUGGAGAAAGGCCAGACAAACUCGAUUUUGGGUGCGGGAGCUAGGGGUGUUCCCCAAAAUAAUUUGAAUAUAGAGCGGCUGUUAAGUUCUGGCAAAGAUUUGUUUUACCCAACCACUACAAACACUGUUUAAAAACAUGUAACUGGGAAUCAUAGAUAUUCAAUAUAUGCCAACCUUAAAUUUGCAUUUGAGGCAGCAAAGAAUAUUAGGUUCCCCUACUCUAAUCUCUUUUGGGGAGCUUUGCUCGCCCCAAGUUUACCUUCUUUUCCAUUACUCCAGCACGUAAGUGAUUUUUGUGGAAAAUAGGAGGGUCUGGAGUCCUCCCCCAGAAAUCGUUUAUAUUUUUGAUGCUCAUUUAAUGACAGCAUUUCUGUAAUUUUCUGGAGCAUCCACAAGUGUCAGUAACGAGUAAAUGAGAAGACUGUUUUAAUUAAGGCUAUUUUUGUUAGUUUGGUGACUGCACAUUUGUGUUUUAAGAAAUGCACAAAUGGGUUUAGUUACUGCACAUUUUGUGUAGAACUGCACGUUAAAAUAAAUUUAACCCUGCCAUUUUAAUACGCUCAUCUCGCCACGAACACAAAAUAACAAUUUAACUCUAGUUUCGUCUAAUUAUGAUUAACUGCACUAAAUGCUAUCUGCUAUAAGAGCUAUAUCUAUACAGGAUACUCGACAAUAGCGGCACAAAGUCCCACAUGACUGAGCGUGUUCCUAAGAUUGAACGCUGUUCAUCUGCUUAUUCAAAACAAUUGAAACAAAUAAUAUAGUAAUUUGUACCAAUCUUAGCUCCAGGAUAUGAUUAUUCCUCGACCGACCUAUUAUCCGCAAUUCCCGCUAAAACUCUCACGAUUGAGUGCAAUUCCCGUCAAAACUCUCACGACUGAGUCAGUACUGGACUGAAUCCGUGUAUCGUCGCUUGCAUGCAGGAUGAACGGUCGUUCAUAAACUAACAGUGCCUAUUCGCGUGAGUAUCUUCGAUGUUUGUCAAGAGCACUUGACAGGUUUUGAUCUGAUUUUAAUCUGUUGAACAACCAGAUCCAAGCAAAGCCGGCGCGAGCCAACCACGGGCCCCGGGACAAAAUGGUGAUUGGUGAACACGAGCCCCCUGUCCCUCUCGACUCUCUCGCUGGCUAUUUUUAAUCGCAAUCAACGAGAGAAUUACCAGGGAAUUACUUGCAAGAAAUCGCCGCAUAACUGAUAAAAACGCAAUGUGAACGAUGUUCAGUUAACUGUCAGUUUUGCUGAGAAAACGAUCGAAAAAUCGUUUAUUUUACAUUUGUUAGGUUUUACGAUUGAUCACGACGAUCAGCGGAUAGUGUGCAAGUAGGCGUAUUUCAUUUAGGACAAACAUAUAGCGAUGAUAAACCAAACCGUCAUUUUACCGAGAUUUCCGGGCCUCUCUGAGCUAGGCUUCUACAGAUUAUGCUCAGCAACUUUUUGGCAACUUUUUGCAUUUGGAGCAACUUUUUCCAUUUGGAGCAACUUUUUAUGAUAUCAGCAACUUCAAGCAACUUCCUCCAGGAAAUGCAUAAUUUUUGGAAAUUUCUGGCAGUAUAGACCAUGUUGCUAAUUUUAUUUAUAUAGAAAGAUAAUGAAAUGCUUGAUAGCCUUGAAUCCCUUGAUCCAUAUUCUCUUCAAGCUCUUCUUCUUUGUCAUAUGAAAGAAUAGCACGACAAGGCUCCAAAAUAUUUUCCUUAUCCUUGGCCAUUUGACAAACUUUUUAGCUUACCAUUACUUCUACAGUAUGGGAGAUCCUAUGGCAGCUUAACAUAUUUGCAUGCAAACAUCCAUAACAACCCCCCAUAACUGCAAGUUACAUUAAUUUUCUAAUUGCUGGCAGCUCAGACCAGUUUGCAAGCUCAGUUUUUGACUGUUUAUCAAACCCAACAAUGGUGCAGUUUGAAAGUAUCACGAAAGUUCAUGUGCCUAUAUAAUAGUAAUACACUAUUAUAAAUACAUAUGAGAAAUAGAGUCCAUAGAUUAUUCAUAGCUGCAGUAUAUUCCAAACCGAAGAAAAGUUUACUGAAAAAUGCUGAGAAAUAAUUAGUUAUCUCAUUUUCGCGACCUGCUUUUACAGAAUAAGAUUAGAAUAGGAAUAUUAAUUGAAUUCAAUAGUAUUUCAGUAUAUCAUUCACAAAAUUGAAUAAAAUUUCGCUUGUAAACAAUUAAAAGCGAUUUGUUUAUGACCCCACAAUAUUUAUGAUGAACAAAAGGCGGUGAAAUGCUAAUGCUGGGAGAAUCGUCAUGUAUGUCUUGUUCGUUACGAGAAACGUUUGACAUUUUAGGAGCAACUUUUUCCAAUUUUCGAACAACUUUAUAGCAACUUAUUUAAUUUUCGAGCAACUUUUGAGCAACUUAUUCAAUUUUCGAGCAACUUUUGAGCAACUUUUCAGCAUUUUUAGAGCAUUUUUAGAAGCCUAUACUCAUUCUGAGCACUCCGGGCCCGGGUAUUUUGCUCCCCCCCCCUCCUGCUCCCCUCUCACCGGCCCUGGAUCCAAGUUUUGAAACCGCCAAAUGCUCGUGAUCAUCACAAACAUUGAACUUUCUCAGUAAAACAUUGAACUUUGUCAUGAGAAUUGACAAUGUUUUAUCUGCGACCGUUCAUCCUUAGUUACAAGCGACGGUAUUGAAUGAGUCCGCCUUUUACAAAUCGCAGCCCGCGAUUUGUAAAACACGGACUCAGUCCGCGUUUUCCCAGUCCAGUCCGUGUUUUACAAAUUCAUUCCGAGAUUUGUAACACACGGACUCAGUCCGCGUUUUCCCAGUCCAGUCCAGUCCGUCUUUUACAACAUACCUGUUGUAUUGAAUGUCUUUUCGUUGUUGUUGUGUUUAUAUCUUAUUGCGUAAAUGCAUAUUAAUUUAUAGCACAUCCCUGCGUUGCAUAAAUUGUCGUCGUCACAAUUAAUAAAUUAAAUAUUUAUAUUAUGUUAAUAAUCUGUUCCAACGUUUCCGUUCAUAUGUAUAGUUAUUCGAUAAUGCAGGAAUGUUGGAAUGAUGAACCAUUACUACGACCACAGUUUUCAGCCAUAGCAUCAUUCUUCAAGAAAAUGUCGGCUGGGAGUUCUAAGGUACAUGCAUGCAUGCAGGUUGUAUUUCAUUAUCAUUUUUUUCGUAUACAAUGGCGCCCACUUUGUGAAUAAAUUAUAUUAUUCCUUAUUCAAUAUGCAUGUGGAGUCAUGGUUUUUCAUGGCUCCACAGCCAUUAUUGACUUCUUGAAAUGUAAUUUAUCAAAAUCGGUAGAAUAUAUUUAUAAAGUGUAUUUAAUGCCUAUCUAGAGCAUAAUAAUUCUAGAUAGGUUGAAUAGACUUAUUAGCAGAAACUAUACUUUCCCGAUUGCGAUAAAUAACAACUAUUCGAGUGAAUGAUUCAAAAGCUGUUUUACUGCACGCAGCAAGUGUGCGGCAAAUGAGUACAUAUAUACACCCUUCCGAAAAGUGCUGAGUCUUGGCUAUAGAGCAUUGUUUUCGUGACUAAGGAGCUACUUUAUUCAAAACGAGGCCAUGUGUGUCUGAAACUUCUGGUAAUCGUCUUCAGUAUCACACUUAAUUAUAGCAUUCCAUCUCCUUGUACAACCUGUAGAACUUUUUAUAAUGAUUUGUGCGUAACGCAAAAGCAUACGAGAUAUCUCUUUGACAAACUUAGCUGCUUACGAGUUCAUCCAAUUAUAUAUGAGCUCAAAGAGAGCGAACAAUUUUUUGUAGGCAGGAACUCUUGCUAGUUGAGGGUCUCCCUGGGGGGUAUGUAUUGCCGGCAUGUUAACUUAAAAGGUUUCCUUUUUUUUCCGUCUUCCCAACAAAGAUUUCACCAUGUUCCUUUGUUGCGCAAGCGUACAUGUUCCCAGGUUCUAGAGUUUUGGGACCUGGUUUCCUUGUUCCCUAGGAAACCUGGGGAGACUCUCCUAGUUCAAACUACAAAACGACAAAAAAUAAAAAUGUAUAUAAUGCUUUAAUUUUCCAAUACCAAAAUUAUAUUAAUUCAACGUGUUUGUAAUCAUUUGUUCCGUAUUUUAAUGUUGCAAAUGGUCGACGCAUGUUAAUUAAUAUUCGUUACUCCGAGAUUAAGUUAUGAUAUGUAUAGGUUAUUUUGAGGCAACGAGGAGAUAUAUGAUUUAUUCACCAAUUAAGGCGCGCAGUGCCGAUCGAGGUGAAUAAACACAUAUCCCCGAGGUGCAUGCCUCAAAAUAACGUAUACUUAUUUUUCACAUUGCGAGGUCGCGUUAAUGAGUCAGAAUAGAAAUAUUUCUUAAUGCCAUAUUGCCUUCGUUGUGUUGUUUUUUCUCAUUUUUUGUGCUGCAAAGACAUUGCAGGUGAAUAUUAGAGGGAUUAUUAAACGGAAAUUGAUUAGAGGGGAAUAUUGAAUAUAUUCCCCGAUAAGAACAAAGGAAACCAAGCAGCGUGAAAAAUAAAGUACUAUAAUUUAUUUUGUUUUGGUCAAGAAAUAUUUGUUCUCAUGACCAUUAUUUUUAUAUGACAAUUGUGUUUAUUUUUUCCAGGAUCAUCUUGAUUUAAACAAAUUUGAAGAUCAUCAAUACGUGAAUUUUGACAUAGUUUGAUUGCUUCAAAUUUGGGAAAACGACGGCAUUGUUCUAUAUCAUACACAAGAAUGGUUGUAAUGUAUAUUAAUAUUCAUAAAAGAGAUGCUGUUAUAGGCCAGCUAUACGUGGCAAACUUGGUCCCAACUUUCAUCCAAGUUCGGGCAUAUAUCUGGUUAGGUAACAACUUUGCUAAGAAGAAGUGUAUAGUACAGAAGAAGUCUAUGUUUCAGAACGCCAACUGCUUUUCAUAAAAACAUAUAAAGAGAUACUUUCCAAAGAAAAACACGGAUAAUGUGGAACAAGGGGUGUUUUCAUAUAGUUUUCUAUGAAUACAUUAUAUUCUAUAAUUAUAUUACAUGCACUAAUUUCUCUUUGUUCCCUCGCACUCCACUGGAACGAACUAUUUGAAAUCCCUCAACAAAAAGUCUUCAUUUCAUGAUUUUUCACCUAUAACAUAAAGAUCAGUAUAUCCAUUUUUCGGGUGUGCUUCCUUGGCGUAUCUCAAACUCAUUAAUAAUUCAUGAAAAAUUAUCACACUGCUUUGUUUCAGUCACAUGAUAGUACUGGAUACCUGAUGAACAUUAGAGCGGGGCUGAAUGAAUAUAUAAUGAUUAAUUUUGAACCAGUUCAAGGACUGCAUCAAAAUUAAUUCAAUCCUAUAGAACUUGGUCAAAGCUAAUCGAUUGAGUGUAAAUUAAAAUUGUCUGACAUACACUACAUGAAAAUGUAAAUUAAACAACUACUGCAUUGCAAUCGAUAAAAACAAAGCAACUAUUCUAAUAUUAAUAUAAUAUGGCACUUAUUCACGUCAAAUGGAGUAAUAAAUUGCAAACACACAAGUUAAACAUGCGCCUUCUCAUGCACGCAACAAUUAUAUCAACAAUCCCUCUCAAUCCGGCAAAAACUGGAAACAGAAAUGAGAUAUAUACACUGUGUAACAAAAAAGUAUAGCCUUUCAAGUUCAAAAUAACGAUAAUUAUAAGUAAUUUGGUUGUUCUCAACUGCUUUGCGAAAACAUGUCUUAUUUACAAAAGAGAUCAAUUAUAACUUCAUUUUAAUGCUGCUUGUACUGUACAGGGUAUAUUUCAUUGAGUUGUUCGUACAUGUCCCAUAAGUAGAAAGUCUUUUGUUUUACGGCUCGCUAACUUGUUCGAAGCAAUUAUAAUAGCUUGUCAGAUGAAUUCAAUAGAAUACGGCGUUAUGCUUGAUUUAAAUUUGAAAGAUUAUACUUUUUUUAUACACACUGUACAUGCAGUGUGUAUAAAUCUGAACUCUUUCAAAUUCAAAUUAGCUAAUUUCAAAUUCAAAUUAGCUAGUAAUUUGACAGCUCAAAUUGCUUUGAAUUAAUGGUUGGGUAAGAACACAAGGCCUUGUACUCAUGGCACAAAACUCAAAGAAGUAAAAAUUAGAAUUCGAAAAUUUAAAAGAAAUACAGUAUUUCUUUUAAAUUUUCUAAUUUUUAUUUCUUUGAGUUUUGUCCCAUGAGUACAAGACCUUGUGUUCUUACUCAAUCAUUAAUUCAAAGCAAUUAGAGCUGUCAAAUUUCUACAAUACGUUAUAAUGAUUCAUUAAUUAUACAUUCUAAUGAUUCAUUCAAACGAUUAUAUGAUAUUGUACAGUAUUCAGUGGCAAGCCCGCCAUGGCAACUGGUCAUGCUAUGCUAAUAUAAACCUGAACAAUUUGAAUAAUGCAAAUCAUUAAAAGCUUCCACAGCAUUUAUAUUAUACAGGGUGUCCCAAAAAAAAGUGACACUAUAGAAAUUAUCUCAGUGUUCUUAAACCGCUCUUAAACGCGCAUGAUUACACUCCUGGAAAUUUAAUGAACUUGUAUUUACAUUUAAGCAUUUUAAAACGUUUUCGCUUUGUCCAAAUACUUUAACGUCCGAGUCAAGCAACACGAUUACACUAUUAAACGGUUUGCUUUUUUAUUUUAAAUUCCAGAAGCAGAAGUUUAUGCACCUGUGGAAUCAACUUAAUGCUAGGGCAUUCAAAUUAUAACAAUAGGAUAAUUUCUAUAGUGUCACUUUUUUUUGGGACACCCUGUACAUACAAAAGCGAGAAGUUAUAAACAUUGAAGGUAUUCAUAUAAAACCGCCCAUGCCAAGAAAGUAGAAUUAAAAUAUUUAGCUGACCUUUGUGCAAGGUGUUUGAUAUUCAAAUUGCACUUUUCCUACAUCCUGAACAGGCGUCGCAGAGCAGUGUUUACAUGAUAGAAGGUAGGAAGAUUUGAAAUAAGUCGCUAGGCUAAACGAAAGUUCAAAUGCUGGUUAACAGAACUUAAAUGUUGUAGAGAUGAUCCUGUAAUUCAAGAAGAUUAUUAUUGCCGCUUGAACAACCUUUCGUUUACAGUUAACUAUGAUCUAUCUCUAGAAAAUUCUGACGUUUUUUGCUGAAUCGUGCACCGUGACUAAUUUCAAUGCAUCGAAAUCAUCCCACCUCAUAUCUCGUCCUGGAGGAAUUUGCGCAUGGUUCCUUUGAUCCCUUGGGGGUUUUGUUUCCAACUAUAAUCAGCCACCUCCCAUGAAACCUCCAAACAGAAAUAUAGCCAGUUGGUCUAACAAACUUGCCACUCAACCAUAAAAUGUCAUAAUUCAAUACAAAUACAGGAGUACUGCACAUGCCGCUUAUUAAACCUAACUAGUCACUCAAGAACGUAAACAACUGUUUUCGUACUGUUUUGUUGCAUGGUGCUGUGUUCUGACGCUCAGUCGGCUCUGAUAUUUUGACGGUCCAAAUCAGUGGUAAAGAUAUCAAAUCAUUUACAUGCGAUUUUGUUUCCUUCAGCAUUCAAAUAUUCUUCAUUUUUCAAUAAAUUAUGAUGUGUGCUUGUUCUUGAAAUACCAGAUUUGACUUGAUUUCUACGCAUGCUUGGCGAGUUAUAAGGCGAAAACUCCGAAAAAAGGCAGUUUUACAAUAAAAAUAUAUAGUCAGUGGUGCCUAAAUUACUUUGAAUUUGUACUCGAGUAAAAGUAGAAGUAAUUAAACAAUAAAACGACUUGAGUAAGAGUAAAAAGUAGUGGAAGCAAAACGUACUUAAGUAAAAAGUACAAAGUAUCCUUAAAAAAUACUUGAAGUACAAAGUAAAAGUACUAUUGUCUGUAGCGUGUAGAGGGGGAGGGGGACUUCUCCAAUGGAUUGACAUACAAAAGACACAAAACAGCACACGCAUAAUAUGCGUGCACCGAAUAUACAACAUUUCACGGCAUGGUCUACUUUCCAGACCCCGUUGAAAGUAAGUCACAAACGAGAGAUCCCAGACGCAUGCACUGAGAGGUCGUAUUACCCAUCCCAAAACUAAAAAUAAAUCUGAUAUAAAUCACGUAAAAUUAAACAAAAAUUAGAAAGUAACGAAAUACUUCGCCACAAAAUGAAAAUAAGGAAGUAAAACGUUACUUCUUAAAAUGACUUCGUUCCAAGUAAAAGUACUUCAGAAAAAGUUUACUUUGUUACAUGCUCACUUCUCAAAAAUAGUACUCAAGUACAGUAACGAAGUAAGUAUUCACUCCUCAACUAGGGCCAUUCAACAUGGCGGCCUGUCUCAAAACAUGACGUACGUCCGGCUUCAAUUUUUAUUGGCGCUAUCUUUUACGAUGCCCUAUCACUGAUAUAUACUGAGACUGGAUAGUGCAUCGUAAUAGAAGACCUGCCUCGUACCCGAGCGUCUCUUUGUAAAAAUUUGUGAUGCGCAUAUGACGAGUUUACAUGAAGUAUUGUAGUGGGGAGAGAUGCUAGAUGGGCGAAGGGACUGAUGUGAAGAGUGCACUUGACCCAGCACGCAUCCUUCCCAACGGCCCCUUCGCGCUUCGCCUGCCUACCUGAAUACUUCAUGUAUUAUAAUUAUUUAAAGCGCCUGGGUACGGGGCAGAUAGAAGGCCCUAAUAAAAAUGAAGCCGAAAGUACGUUUGUUUUGAGACCGGCCGCCAUGUUGAAUGACCCCGCUUGAGGAGUGAAAGACUAUACAGGGUGUAUCAAAAAAAGUAAGACAAUUUUGAAAUUGCUCUCAAUUCCACAAUUCUGUUCAUGAAAUGUAAUUUUUUAUAUGUAUGGAUUGCUUGAGUUCUUAAAUUAUGGAAAAUAUAAAAAAAUUUGAAAAUAUUAAAUUUUGCUAUCCAGCGGGGUGGUCAACUUUUGCUCUCCUAAAAGUGGCUUGCGCACGGAAAUGACAAACGGUAUUCUUUACUUGAGUUCAUGUAUGAAAAGUUCGCUAUUUGUUGCAUUUAUGAUAAAAUUUCGGCAGGAUUUUACCGAGUACAAAUCCUCCGAAAAGCCUAUGAAAACGUUACAUUUUUCUCUGUUGGUGCUGUUCUUGCUUCAUUAUGAAUUCAUUUUUACUCCCAUGAGACGUUCUGUGGAAUUUCCAUGGAAUUUGUGCUUUCGAGUUGUUUGUGCUGAAACGCAUUCUCUCGUAUAAUACCCCUUACACUUUGAAAUGGCGAUGCCACAAUUUACCCCGCAGCAGAGAGCUUUUCACGCCUGGCAUUUUUGCACGCGAAAUUGCACAUUAAAAUGUGUCCAUUUUUUUCGUUGCCGCGCGACAAUUUUGGGAGCUUGGUAGCGAAUUUGAUAAUUGAAAAAUUCCUCAAAUUCCGCGAGCGCGUGCUUUUUGCGCGUUUUCCUUGAGGGUUAUUUAAGGUAAACAGGGAAACAGAGCGUGUCUCGGGGAUCAAAAUGAUAUCAAGAUUUAGUAAGGUUUACUGUGUAUUCCAGCUGGAUUUUCGUGCCAAAAUAGAUUUUAUCAGCCAACUUUGUCAAUUUUGGGGUGCUGAUUUCAAAAAAGUUAGGUACCAUUUUUUUCUUCCACGUCAUCAGUAAAAAAAUUGAAAUUCAAAAUAGCGGCCAUUUUUUUUCAAAAUGGCGUCCAUUUUUUAUUAUGUUUUGUUCUAUAAUUUAGCUCAUCGGCACCGUAGAACAACUAUAUUGUCCAUACUUGUUAAUUUUGAGUAUAAAAAAGUUGGUUACAGUUCUUUUUCCGAUUGCCUCUUCAAUUAAUUUAAUAAUUCGUUUGGUUUUAAGAUGGCGGCCAUGUCUUUUUUCAAAAUGGCUACCCUGUUUCAUUCACUUUGUGUUUAUCUCAGUUUGUAGGUACAUUGGAAAGCAAAUAUGCUGGAAAUACGCGUAGAGAUUCUUAACACAACUUCUUUAAUAAAGCUUACAACAUAUACAAAAUAGUUUUGUUUUAAUUUAAUAUGUCCAUCUAUCCUGUUUAUUCAUCAAUGUCUUCAUCCUGAUCUGGUACGUCAAAGUCACUAGCGUUGCUGCAGUCACCACAUUUGCAAAGUGGUGUCCAGGGUAAGUUAUUCUUGUCGCAGGAGCAACGAGCUGUACUGCACUCACUACGACAUCCGCACUUGACAAGCUCUACAACCGACUCAGGUGCUGGUGGUUCAAGACAUUUCUUUGGAGAAAUUGUGCCAUCGGAUAUUGUCUCCCAUCCAUUAUCAGUCAGUAGUGGUGUUUGCGGGCGUGGCUCUCUGUAGCUUUUGUUGAUUGCCGAUAUAGCAUUGGCUCUCUGAAUGUGCGGUUUCAGUGCUCCAAGUGUGGGUGGCAACUUUUCCGACUCAAGAUUCUUGGUUCUGAAUAGUUCCCAUCUCAGUUCCCCAAGUGUUCGGUAUUUGCUAUUCUUGGCAUACACCUCGCACACAAAUGAUUCUAGAACAUCUGACACGCUUUCCUGGUCAAAAUCAUCCUCGCCAAAUUUCUGAAAAGCAUCAACUGCAUCGGAAUCUGAUUCCAAAGUUAGAUAGUGAUUUAUCCACCUGCUCUUUGAUAUACCUGCAAAUUUCCCUCCCCAGUCAGCACCGCUAAAGGCGUGGAGGCCCAGUAGACCUUUACUUUUCUCGGUUCCAACUGCUUCCCAUCUUGUCCGUAUGUCAAUCGUUCUCUUCGCUUUUCCUUUCCCAGUAAUGAACCGAACAUGACCUGCAAUAUUGUUGGACGAGAACAAGUCCAUCAAGUAUACGAAGACAUCUGUAUCCGGUGAAUACACAUCUAUAUCUCGGGUGUCUCCAUCAGUUUUCGAUGCAUCAAGUACAUGCAUUGGGAUCAAUGUGUCUGCCUCUUCGUGUGAGUGUUCAAUGAUAUUAGGAUCAACGAUAUUCGGUUUGUUGCAAUAUGUCCAGGUUCCAUAGACAACCACUACACUUUUAUUGCUGUCUGCAUAUUCACGAAGUACCGCUUUCCCCAAGUAUUCUGUCAGUUUAGAUUUUGUUUCAAUGUGAGAAAGCAAGGUUUUCAGAGGUACAAGUUUGAUAUUUGUUGCAUCGUUAAUGUCGAACUUCACGGGAUCAAUACCAGUAGAUCUUUUGCUAUGCGUCUGAGCUUUCAGAGAGUUCUCCAAGUAUCUGUCAAAGAUCACGCGUCCUUCCUCAUACCCAGAUAUUAUCUUUUUGAUGCUCCGAACAAAGGCGUUAGCAAAAUCAGAACAAUAUACCAUCAACGGACCUUUCUUGAUAGCUUGGACGAUGGCCAUGGCAUCAAUAAUGCACACCUUGUUUCGACUCUCGACAGUACUGGGUACAUCGAAUGUUGAAUUUUGUUCACUUGAUAGCUCUAUGCUGCACUCUUCAAUGACAUGCACAAAAGAACUCUUGUCUGCUGGGAUAAGAAGAAGACCAUCCGAGGAGAAAAGUGACCUGGGAAUGACAGAAAACUCAUAUCUACCAAUAGUGUCGCUAAGAGAUUGGAUCAUACUUGGCCGUGACUGUUGAACUAAGAGAAAUCUUGUCAAUAGCUGUCGAUCUUCCCUUAACUUUACCAGCUUGUUUCCGACUUUGCAUUGUGUCUUCUUCCUGCAUGUAGUAAAGGUCUUCAGCUUGAUUUUCUUCAUUGGAUCCCAAAUCGACAUCUUUGCUGUGGAUGCAACAACCCGCUCACACACAAAUUCUUCAAAUUUCUCUGUCCCCUUUUCAUCUCUGAGAAGGAUGUCGUCCUUUGCAUUUUCUGGUACCUCCAUAUUAGAUACCAGGUUCAUUAGAUUAAUGUUCUUACGUGAAAAUGGAUUCCCGUCACAAUGUUUGACUAUUCCUUUCUUGAUCAAGCCUGAGUUAUUGAACAUACGAACUGCCAUUGAGCCACUCAGCUGAUAAUGUUCCUUAGUUGCUGGUUGGUCGCUUUUUGUGCAGUAAGAAUCGUGGAAAUCUUUGAUUAGCUUGAUUAACUCAGGGGCAAUCAAGAAAAAUCUAUCAAGUGCACCUGCAUUCUGUGUGAUGCCAGUUAUCCCUCCCGCUACCUUGAGUUCUCUGAUUAGCUGUUCCAAUGUUUGAUCCACGAACAGAUUUGUGAAUGGGAUCCCCGAUUUCGCUACCAUGAAGUCGCCACAUUCCAGUGCCUUCCAGGUUUCCUGGUCAGUGUCCUUAAGCCGCUGCAUUUGGGCAAGAUAAACUGGUACGAGACGAGCAUAUUUGUAAAGAUCAUGCGCAAAAUAGUAUUUGACAUUCUCUUCAAGAGCACCAAGGUGAAGUUCCCACUCUCCCUGUCUGCUUGCUCGAAUUAAGUGAAGCAAACUCUCUACCUGCUUCAUAUAGCUCCGCAGAAAUUGUGCCAUUUCUCCAAGGUCUUGUUCAAGUGAAGAUUGGAACAGUUUUAAGAAGAUUGCACUUACUUCUUCAAAGACCUCUUUCACGUCUUCUUGCCUUGUAUGGAGUUGAUUGCGAAGUUCAUAACAUUUCAGUAUCGUAGAUCCCGCGUCUUGUUGUUGCAAAGAGGCUUCGAAAAGAAGGUCAUAGCAGGCCAUAAUAUUGGUCAAAUGGUACUCUACACCACGCUUAAACCACUUUCCAGUGAAGAUUUGGCGGAUGGUAGAUGGCGAAUAAAGACCAGCUUCAAUGCUGAUAGACUCAAGACCGCUGCCUUCUAGAUACUUUGCGAUGGCAUGAAGAGAAGCAAAACAAGCAUGAAGUUCACCAACUCUCAAAACCCAGUUAGUGUUUUCUGUCGAAGAUUGCAGUUUCAAUGCUCUCUCGUAGAGAUCAAGAUCAAGAGUAAUUAUAGUUUUGUGAUCAGGACCUACCACAAAAGCUGAUAUACCCUGAGCCUGACACAACACCGUGUAGAGAGCUGUAAAAUCUGUUGGAGGUCUCCUUAACAAAGGGGCAACAAUUGAACUCUGUGUUUUCUGUCGAUUCUCUAAGUGAACUUGUGGUGCCGACAUUAAUAAAGAGUUAGUAGCUGCCCAAGUCGGCAUAAUGUCUGUUUUCUCCAGUUUAUUGGAUGAUUGAGAUGUACGCCGUUCGGAAUGAUCUGCAGCUUCAAAUUGUUCACAUGUACUUGCUGACAGUUCUUCAGGGGUAGCAUUUUCUACGAUCGCACUUCUCUCUCUGUGGGAAAACGAUGCCAUCAGCCACGCUCUGUCGUCCACCUCGUAUUUUCUCACAAGAUGAUCAUUGGAGUGAAAGUCGAACUUGUCAACUGUUAUAGGCUUGGCUUCAAUGGAUGUCGGGCUUCUGUAGACUGUGCUAACAUCCACAGAGACAAUUUCAUCGGGGAUACGAAGAGAUUCAUCCACUACGACUCUAGCAGUUUCGUCAUUGUUGCUGUCCUUGUUUUGAUUGAUCACUAGCAUCGUACCAUGAAGAGUGUUCUGACCAUCAGCUGUGUUUUCUAAGAAGUCGAUAUUAUCUGCAGCAAAGUAAAUAGACUUUCCUUUCACAAGAAAAGACGGCAAACAAAAUCCACCUGUUGUCUUCAUCCGCUCAGCCACUCUGCAAGCAAUUCGCUUCUCUAUGUUGAUGACGUUCCUGUAGCUAGAUCCGAUUUGCAGCUGUGAAAGAACAUUUACAAGAUCCUUACUUCUUGUUUUCUUGUGAAUCGUUAAUGCCAAUCCAACAGAGAGAGGAGUUUCAAUGUGACUUCGGAAUCCGGUAUCCGGCUGGGGUUGGUAAGUUAUCUGACGGUCCGUUAAAGUUCUGCAGUAUCUGUUGUGACACAAGAUCAACUGACUUCGUUGAUGCCUCAUAGCGCUUUCCUUUCACAUUUCUAAGUUUUGUGCCAAGAAGAAGCCAUCGUAGAAAGGAGGUCAACAUUGGUGGAGACUGAAAUUCCUUCAUGGACUGGGAUCCUGUAAAUUUCCAGUGAGUAUGUCUUUUGAGCUCAUUUCUCAAUAUAGCAGCUGUCUUUGCGACGCAUUUGAUGUCAUCUUCUUCAUUUUGUUGCUCUCGGAGGUUGUUAACAGCCACUCCAAGUAGCUUUUCGCUGACUACAUUGUCACUUUCAUUGGAUCUAUGUGACUUGACAAAUUUAACAUCUUCAAUGUUUUGAUGGAUAAUGCUUUUCAGAUGCUUUUUAUGAUGGCUGGAACCUGGAUCUACCUCAUUUUCA